This is a messenger RNA of Myzus persicae (green peach aphid), 1198 nucleotides long. Its product is annotated as lipase member H-B-like. Bases 1 to 1020 code for a protein of 339 amino acids. Gene Ontology annotation, biological process: lipid metabolic process. The record is from RefSeq and is a predicted model, not a curated record. The transcript has 7 exons. Gene Ontology annotation, molecular function: lipase activity. NCBI's taxonomy places the organism in Eukaryota, Metazoa, Arthropoda, Insecta, Hemiptera, Aphididae.
AUGAACGUAAUAACCGCUGCAACAGUCCUGUUUUUGGUGUUCCAGUUGAUCCAUUACGCUCAGUUUCUAAUAUUCAGACGAAAAGAUGACGAUACUCCAAAUGAUCUCAUUUACAGUUCCCGAAGAGAUAUCAAACAAAAAUUAUUUGUCAAUGGACAUGAUUUGGAUUUCCUCUAUUGGAACUAUAUUCUUGGAAAUGAUAAGCCAAUAGAAAUUGAAUUUGGUAAUGAAUCAAGUGUACUCGACUAUUGGAUUGAUGAUUUACCUUUAAAAGUCAUUACUCACGGAUGGCUUGCGUCAGACGACAAUUGCACUGGAGUGUUUGUCAUUAAAACCGCUUAUGUCGAUGUUGGAGGGUACAACGUGGUCACGGUGGAUUGGAGCAAGAUCGCAGAAGAUAUCAUCUAUCACAAGCCGGCUAUUCUGACCGCACCCGUGGGUAAAGUGAUCGCCGAAUUUUUGGAUCGUAUGGUCGCAUACACAGGGACACAAGCGUCUGACAUACAUUUAUUAGGCCACAGUCUCGGUGCCCACGUCAUGGGGUCGUGUGGUUCUAAUUUUAAGUCGGGAAAAAUCGGCAGGAUCACCGGUUUGGAUCCAGCCUCCCCGGGGUUUGAGAAUAUUCCUAUCCAGAAAGAACGCUUGAGCAAAGACGAUGCCGAGUUUGUGGACGUGAUACACACUGCUGGAGGGACUCUUGGUUUUAUGGAUAGUAUGGGCCACGUCGAUUUCUAUCCCAACGGUGGAGUAGCGCCACAACCAGGAUAUGAUCUCUUGUUGUUCAAGAUGGUAGAUGCCAUACUUGGCAGUCAUUCGAGAGCCUAUGAUCUCUAUGCCGACUCAGUGUAUAAUAGAGAAUCUUUAGUCGCUACACGAUGUAAUGCGUGGUCGGCCUUUAUGUCGAACAAGUGUGUAAACAACUCUAAAACACUGAUGGGACACGACGCAACAUACAGUGAUCUGGCUCUGGGUGAUUUCUACUUGAAGACCAACCUAUCGAGUCCUUUUGGUUUUUUUUAAGCUUAUUUAUACGACUAUGUAAUAUUACAAAUAGAAUAAUGAAUACGUUCAAACUAAAAAACAUGUCAUAUUAUAAUAAUCAAUUGUAGAGGUACAAUACAUGCUAUGAAUACAAUUUUUUUUCGUUGUUUGUACAUAGUCUUAUUCACCAAAAGCAAAUAAACAAUAUUUAUCAAUA